ACUUGUUAUAGACAAAUCUACAUUAUUUAUACUUCUACCAACAGGAGAAGCUGGUUCCUUACAAGAAAGAUCUUUACAUACCAUUUUGAAGUCUGAUUUAGUAAAUGUUGAACAAGAAGAGAAGUAUGAAGCAACAGAAAAAACCGAGAACAUAUGUGUCACGGUGACAAAAGAACAGUAUGAUGAUUUACCACAAAGUGAGGUUAUUUCAAAGUUCAAUGAAAGUAGUGAUGAUGAUUUGGAUAGUUCAAAAUGUGAUGUUAUCAAUGUGAAAACAGAAACUGAAUUCAAGGAAGAUUUACAGUAUAUUGAAUCUAGGUUAGAUAGUACAUCUGAUAUAAAGACCAGUGUGAACAUCUGUUGUGGAAGUCAAUUUCCUGGUGAUGAUGUUUUAAGCCAAGAAGAUAUUUUUACAGAUGUCAACAAAUGCCCGAAAGUAGACAAUGGCAUAUGUGGAGAAACAAAUUUAAAUGGAAGUAACAUAAAACAAUCUUAUAUACCUCAGGAUGGUGAUAAACCUUACAGUUAUAUAACAUUUGAAAAAGAAUAUGUAACAGUUGAAAACCUAAAACAAAGUAAGAGAAUACACAUUGGGGAGAAACCUUACAGUUGCCUGGUUUGUGGAAAACACUUUCAAACAAAUAGUGGAUUGAAAAAGCAUGAAAAAAUUCACAAUAAGGUGAAACCUUACAGUUGUGUGGUCUGUGGAAAAGACUUUAGAACGAAUACUGAAUUAAAAAUACAUCAAAGAAUACAUACUGGGGAGAAACCUUACAGUUGUGACUUUUGUGGUAAACAGUUUGGAAACAAUUGUAACUUAAAAAAACAUGAACGUAUACAUACUGGGGAGAGACCUUACUCUUGUGUUGUAUGUAAUAAACAGUUUACAACAACUAGUGCAUUAAAAUAUCAUCAAAGAAUACACACUGGGGAGAAACCUUAUAGUUGUGCCAUUUGUGAAAAAGACUUUAAAAGAAUUGGGGAAUUAAAAAUGCAUGAAAGAAUACAUACUGGAGAGAAACCUUACAGUUGUGCAAUUUGUGAAAAAGGCUUUCGAACAAAUGGUGAUUUAAAAAUGCAUCAGAUGAUACACACUGGUGAAAAACAUUACAGUUGUGACUUUUGUGGAAAACAGUUUGGAAGUAACUGUAACUUAAAAAAACAUGAACGAAUACAUACUGGGGAGAGACGUUACACUUGUGAAUUUUGUAAUAGACAGUUUACAACAAAUAGUGCAUUAAAAUAUCAUAAAAGAAUACAUACUGGGGAGAAACCUUAGAGUUUUGCUAUUUGUGGAAAACACUUUCAAACAAAUAGUGGAUUGAAAAAGCAUGAAGAAAUUCACAAUAAGAUGAAACCUUACAGUUGUGUAAUUUGUGGGAAACACUUUAGAACAAAUGCUGAAAUAAAAAUACAUCAAGGAAUACAUAAUGGAGAGAAACCUUACAGCUGUGACUUUUGUGGUGAACAACUUGGAAAUAAUUGUAACUUAAAAUACAUGAACAGAUACAUACUAGGGAGUAACCUUACACUUGUGUUGUAUGUAAUAAACAGUUUACAACAACUACUGCAUUAAAAUAUUAUAAAGGAUACAUACUGGGGAGAAAUCUUACAGUUGUGUAGUGUGUAAUAAAUAGUUUCAAAAGAGUAAUGUAUUGAAAUUUCAUAAAGGAAUACAUACUUGAUAGAAACCAUACAGUUUUGCUGUUUGUGAAAAACUGUUUGGAACAAAUAAUGAAUUAAACAUUUUUUAGAUAACACACACCCAGGAGAAAACAUACUGUUGUCUACUGUGUUGUGAAGAAUUUGAAAAAAACAAUUACUACUACUGAAUAUGGUAGUUGUUUAAAAGUUGUUGAACCACAAGUGACAAAUUAAGGUGUAUAGAUCUAUCUUUGGUGUGUUUUUGAUGCCUGUGAUUGUAAAUUAUUCUUUACUUGUGCUUGACAUGAUAAAGUGACAAAAAGAAAUUAAAAGAUGUUAAAAUUAAACUUGAAUGAAAAUGGAUGGAGAGAACAGUUACUUUCCAAUAUUGGUACUUUACCUCUUCCCACAGAAAUAGCUAUUCUCGUUUAAUGCUGCACUGUAUAUGGAAAAUUAUUUUUGCAUACCACAAGCCUUGAUGUCCCACAUACCUCAUGUUCAAUGUGGCUCAACCAUGUUUCACAUGUAAAUCAUCAUGCAACAACCAGUGCAACACACCCUUCUGAUGCAUAGGACUUUCUCUAUUCAAUUCUACUGAACAAUCAUUUCUAGUUUGGCAGUACUCAUGUCAAGUUGUUUUUCAUUUGGCUUUUUCUUAGUUGUUUUUUUAUUUAACUUAUUGCAUUUUUUAAGUUUUUUGUCAUGUUUAUUGUGGUGUUAGUAAUUUCUUCUGAAGUGGAAUUAUUAUUCUAAUGUUUCAUGAAUAUAACUUUUUUUUCUAGAUUUCAUUUAUUUUGUUUUGGGCUUGAUUAUUCAUCUUUAACAAUGAAUUCUGAAGUCCAAGUUAUCACUAUAUCCCAUCAGUCAAUAUACUAUCUGUGGUUUGUUCAUCACUGGGUAGUGUAUCAAUUUUGUGUCCUAUCCUUCAGGCUUGCUUCUAUAGAAACCAUUAUCACCUUUGGUAGAGUGCGUAUAAGGUUUCUUCAGUGGACACUGCACAACCAAUGGAACCUUGUGUGAGAUCUCUUGGAUGGUUUUCUUCCACUUUCCCUGGUCAACUAUCUGAAUUGGUGGUUGGACAAAGCCCACAUGUCAGUGAGUGUUCCACUUCCUCCCCCUCUAUCAGAUUUGUGUAUCUUCAUGGAUGAUUUCUUCCACAGAUGAGGGGCAUGGGUUCAUCAGAAGAAAGCCUUGGUUUAUGGUCUUUAGCCAAGAGGUCUUACCAUAUCAAUAUUCUGGAACUUCUGGCCAUAUAUUGUGCUUUGGAUCAUUUUCUUUAUCUUGCCAGAAAUCGUCUGGUCUUGAUCCAUUCCAACAAUUCUAUAUUUGUACCUUAUAUCAUCACCAAGGUGGUACCCAUUCUCAUUCCCUCUGUGGUCAAACCUUGAAUCUCCUUUUUUGGGCCCACACAAAUGUUAUUCAUCUUGUAUGUCACGUUCCAGGUGCAUUCGACCUUCUCGCAGAUCAUCUUUCCUGAUCAGACAAAAUUUAUCCAAUGGAGUGAUCUUUAGAUCCUUGCAUAUUCCAAUGGCUAUGCAUUUGGUGGAGUAUGCCUUACCUAGAUGCAUGUGCCACAUCCCUCAAUACCAAGUUACCUCUGUGCUGUUUUUCAUCCACUUACAUUGACUGUCGAUGCAUUCAGCCAUGAUGGGACCAAUAAGUACCUUUAUGUGUAUCCUUCCAUCUAUCUCCUUCACAGGGUGAUUUCAAUCAUUCACAUCAUUCUAUUUCAUGUACUCCUGAUUGCUCCUUACUGGCUGGCACAACUAUAGUUUCAGUGGCUGCUCCAGCUUCAGUCUGCUUCACCAUUACCUUUUCCUCUUACUCCAUCCCUUCUAUGUUAACCUUGGUCACUGGCAUUUCAUUCUGCCCUUCCUUCCCUCCAUCUUCAUGCCUGAUUUUUAUCCAGUUUUUAGCUUGUUCCAUUUGCCCUUCCUCUAUAGAUGUAUAUCAACAUAAGCGGAAUAUUUUCUGCUGUUGGUCUUUGUGUUGGAGAUUUCAUCCGCUCAACUUACUGUUCCUCUUAUAGAUUUCUUCACUUGGCAGUUUGAUCAGAGAACAUCUGUCUCCUAGAUUAUGGGUUAUCAAGCUGCCUUAUCCUACAUUUUUGGUUUUUCCUGGUAUAGUACAGUUUUUACCUCUCAUACUCUCUCACUGUUGUUGAGUUUCUUCCAUAUUAGUCAACCUACUCAGUGUGCAGUCCUUCCAGAUCAGGAUGUCAAUGUGGUUCUUUGCUGCCUUACUUUACCUCCAUUUGAACCUUUGAGCUGUUGCUCAGUUUGACUUAUUCCUUAAGACUUAUUUCCUUCUCCUUUUGGUCUGUGGAUGUCAUUGUUCAGAUUUAUUUGCCAUUGACAUUCAUGUACUUUGUAUAUCAUUCCAUAUGUUCUUUAUCCAGAUUGAUCUUUCCUUCCCAAACCUAUGGCGGCUCAUGAGGGUAAUUCCUCCUUCUCACCAAUUUUCCUUCCUUCCAUUUCUCACCCAUAUUCCCAGUCUGAUCUCACCUUUGUCAUUUAUUGGAGAAAAUUCCUGUAUUGGGUAUGUAGACCACACCACAUACAUUCAUCUCUCACUAUCUGCAUCGGAUAGCUGUUUCUUCCUCGUUGGGUUAUUAUCUUCCACCUUUUGCCAUUUUCCAGAUUUCAGUGAGAUUGUGACUGGUUAUGCUAUAUUUCUGUAUAUAUACUUCUCAUUUUUUUAGGACUUUGUUUUCUAUAUGGAUCCCACUCUUUGGUGAGUGGUGCCUCUCCAGGUUUACUUAAACUAGUCAAAUCUACACUGUAAAGCCAUGAUAACAAUUAUACUUUAUAUGGCCACAAAAUGCAUGCUGUUAAGAUGGGGUGUUCCACAAGAUUGCUUGUAGAUUUUCCUUGCAGUAUAUUUCUUUCAUUAAUAUACUCAUUCUGGACCAUACUCACCCAUGGACUUCAUGGGUAAAAUAGAAGGGGAUAGCUGUUCAUCCCUGCCAUUUCUUAGAUUGAAUAAAUCAGGUGUGGUCUUCUUUUCAAAAUAGGGUUUUCGAGGUCACCCAUUGCACUGUAUACAGUCUUGAUUUUCCUUCAAACUCACCAUUACAUUUUCUCUGUCUCCCCCCCUUUAUUCCAGUGGAGUAUGGGAGCUCUUACCACUUUCCAUUUCCAAGCUACUGGAGUGGUGGACCAUAAAGGCUUAUCUAAGUGGUUGUUGUAGCUUUAAAAUGAGCCAUCAAAAUUUGCAGUUCACUCCUUCAGUUGGGACCACUCAUUCUAUCUCCAUGUAGAUGUUGGUUCACAGUGGCUGGGUCUUGGAUUCAGAGCUGUACUAAUCACCAUAGUAGGAUAUUUCACCACACAAGGACAUCUUUCUUCCAGUUGUUUGGAUGUUGGGUUCCUGUAUCGAUACCAUUUUAUCACUUUGCUGUGAUGUGCUCUGUUCACAGAUUGGUGGGUAUGAUAUAUCCCUCUGGUCUGCUAAAUUUGAGGUGAAGAUAGUAUGAUCACCUUUCCUACCUACACCAAAUGGCUGGUUUGGAUUGCAGUUGACUUGAUACCAGUAUGAUCCUCUUUCCUACCCCCAUAUGGAUGUCGGUUCCCAGUGACUGGGUUUUAGAUUGUAGUUGACUUACCAAUGGUAUGAUCCUCAUCCAACUCUCACAUGGAUGUCACUUCCCAGUGGCUUGAUUUUGGAUGCAGUUGACUUGCUGUGUAUGGUACCUUGAGGCACAUCCUUUUUACUCUUACCCAUGUUAUUGUCAUCAAAGGGAUUUAGAUUCAGAUAUUAGGUGGUUCAAAUCCCAAUCCACCAAUUGUUCUCUCCCUUUUGGAUGUGUUUUCAUUUUCUGCCCAUUUCUGUGACACAUCAUUCCACCCUGAGCAAUGAGUAUACCUGGUACAGAAGUGGUGAAGUCUCCCACAUAUGAUCCUCUACCAUGAGGAUCUACCCUUUUUGGGUGUUCUUUGGAUGCUUUUGAAAAAAUGCUUCUUUCUUUCCCACAUACCAAUCCCUCCAUCUAUUUCAUGUAGGAUCCUAGCUAUUUCUGUGAGAAAAGGUAAGGUACUCUAUUGAAAGUUAUAAUUUUCCUAUACUGAAAAUAAAAUAUAUUUCUGAUAAAUACUUAAAUAUUCUCACCUUUCCACUGAAAACUGGUGCUUCCAAUACUUAAAUUGAUAGUUUGGUAUAAUCGAUUAGAGGGAAUAACAUGCAUCAGGAGUGUAUGUUGCACUCAUGUUGGUGGAAGGUUAUCCUAUGAUGAUUUAUAUGCAAGACAGAGUUGAACCACAUUGAUCACUGAGUACAGAGUAUGUUAGAGCUCAAGGCUUGUGGCAUUCCUAAAAUAUUUUCAUAUAGAGGGCAGUACUAUAAGAGAAUGGCUACUUCUGUGAUAGGAGGUAAGUACCUAUUUAAAAUAUAUUUACAGUAAAGAGACAUUAUAACUGACAGUUUUUCUUCCUGAUUUUCUUUUGUAUAGACAGUGGGUAUUGAUUUGAACCAGUUUCUGUAUAUUAAUAUUUCAAUAUGUAUUGAGAAUGGACUGCUAUGUAUGUAUGUAUGAAUUGGAUUUAAUUUUCUGAACACUUAUAGCCCUCUGGAUUCUGAAACUUAAAUUAUUUCAAACUACAAAUCUCAAUUUUUCAUGUUGAAGAAAGAAAUCAUACAAUUUCUAGUAAAAUGUAAAGAAUAACUAAAGUAUUGUCUAAAGUUUGGUAUUUGUAGAUAUUUAAUUUGCCUAUAGAUCUUUUGAGUAAAAAGUGUAAAGUAUUGAUUUCAGUCAACAUGUUAAGAGGACAAAGCAUUAGAAAAUUUUGUAGUAUUCACCCAUAAUAAAGGAAAUAGUGGUUGAAAGUAAAAUUGGUUGUUGUGAUAUUAUACUUUCAUAUUUCUAUGGUUGAAUUUAUAUACUGUAAACCUUUAUGUAAUGUGAACUUUUCAUACCUCCACUUUAUGUUUUCAAUACCUGUUUUCAACUUGGGAGAAAAGUUUUAUAAGUUAUGAAUGUAUGCAAAAUUUUGUCACAAUUAUUUUUACUUUAAAUAUAUUGAUAUUUGUUGCGAUUGUAUUAAACCAUUAAACUGAAUUUAGAAA
Molecule: messenger RNA, 6705 nt
Organism: Limulus polyphemus (Atlantic horseshoe crab)
Lineage: Eukaryota; Metazoa; Arthropoda; Merostomata; Xiphosura; Limulidae
Product: zinc finger protein 501-like
Exons: 3
Biological process (GO): regulation of immune system process; negative regulation of transcription by RNA polymerase II; regulation of cytokine production
Source: RefSeq, a predicted model, not a curated record